GGCGUGUUGGCCAAGUGCCGUGGCCGCGACGACACGGGUGAGCGCUGCGCGGAGCUCAGCUCCAUGGGCAUGGGCGUGCCGUACCACUCCAAGAAGCCCGAGUACGCGGGGGUGGCGCACUGGUGGCGCACGUCGCUGUACAAUGCGGAGCUGCUGCUGCACCACCGCCUGCGCAACCACCUCUGCCUCACGCCGCACCCCUCCCAGGCGCACCUCUUCUACGUCCCCUUCUACCCCGGGCUGCAGCUGGAGCACGUGCUGGGCUUCUCCAACGCCACCAUAGACGAGUACUAUGACGACUUGGCACAGUGGAUUCGCCGCCAACCCGCCUUCAAGCGGUACGGCGCCAAGGACCACUUCUUCGGGCUGGGGCGCACCACGUGGCUCUUCCGCCGCUCGCUGUCCCCCGUGCUGGACGGCGCUAACCUCGAGCAGAUGCCCGAGUUCAUGCCCAUGAUGAAGCUGGAGGUGGAGCGCUACGCGUGGGACGACCAGGACUCGUUCGGGCUGCCCUUCCCCACGGACUUCCACCCCAUCUCCACCAAGCAGCUGCGCCGCUGGCAGGCCACGGUGCGCAGUGCGAAACGCCCCUACCAGUUCGCAUGCAUCAUCCCCCCUGACAGCAAGGAGCCCGAGGCGGCCACCAAGACGCGGGCAGCGGUGGUGCAGCAGUGCCAGGCGCCGUCCACCUCGUGUGCGCUGCUCAACUGCAGCCGCGGCGACUGCAGCCACGAGCAGGUCAUGGACCUGUACCUGUCAGCACAGUACGCGGUGCAGGACGGCAGCAACUUCGGGCUGCGCUACCUCAUGGACUCGCUGGUGGCGGGGGCCGUGCCCGUCAUGCUCUGGAACCGCACCUACGCACUCUACCAGCACCACUUCCCCUCCAACCCCGACUCCUUCUCGGUGUACCUGCCAUACAUCGACGUGCCUGAGUGGACCACCGUGGAGCAUCGCCUCUCCAAGGUCGCCCCCGCCCGCUACCGUGCGCUGCAGCUGCAGGUGAUCCACAUGAUACCAUCGCUCAUCUACGUGGACCCCUCGCAUGUCCUUUCCAACGUGCGCGAUGCCGUCGACAUUGCCAUUGACCACAUGGUCGACCUCUGGCGCGACCGCAAGGCUCGGCAUGAGUAUCCCAUACCAUCCACAGCCUCCGAGCCUGGUGGCGCAGGCACGGAGACUAAAGAGGACGGGCGUGGCAAACGAUUGGCGGAUGCGACGCUGAGCGAAUUGAGUGGGGGUGGUGAGGUUGCUCAUGAAGAGGCGAAGGAAAGCAGCGAUGCCAACAAUGAAGGAUGA
Molecule: messenger RNA, 1299 nt
Organism: Closterium sp. NIES-65
Lineage: Eukaryota; Viridiplantae; Streptophyta; Zygnematophyceae; Desmidiales; Closteriaceae
Source: the annotation of a GenBank genome assembly